AUGGAUCUCCAAAAUCGGAUCAAGAAGGCAAACCUCCAAGACCUGAUCGAUAUAUGCGAGCAACUUUCCAAGGAGUGCAGGGGUUUCUCAAACUGUCUCAACACUAGUCCCGUCGUUUUGGCUGCGCUCGCCAAGGAGUGUCGUGCCAUCACCGAUGCGCUUGACAGGUUACACGAACUCAGUCGGACAAUUGAAGGUGGUACAGAAAGCGUGAAAGCGUCGAAUAACGGAUUUGUCUAUUCUGUUUCAAAAGACGUGCAUGAGCUCAGAGCCGCACUGAAACGGAUAAAAGGGCCAGACAGAGAUAGUGGCAUCCAUCUUAACGAACCACAACUCAUAAUUGUCUGGAACGAAGCGGCUUUGAAGGAGUACCUCGCACGACUGCGCACUCACCAAGCGUCUCUUCAUACCCUCCUCAAUACUGCAACUCGGGCUAGCUAUAGCUUCGGGGAAAGUGAUCUGAACAGGCGUCGCGUUAUCGAACCUGACAUUGAGGUAGAUGAAGCCCUGCGAAGCCUCGGUCGAAAGUUCACAGCACCAACUCAACGUUCAAUCGUAUUACCUCGAGUCAGCGAUUCUACGGAGAUACAAAUACUUCUAGAUACGCUUGUGCCACAUCCUGGAAUUGACUAUGUACAAACCAAAGACGUUGCACACGAGCUGCACCACGCCAUCGAACAGACUGAUGAAUCCGCCGUAUUUAACAUCCUGCUUGAACGUGCAGACCCCAACAUAACGCUGGCGGGAUCGAUGCUGUCUCCCCUGCACCGCGCUUUCGAUAAGAAGCACAUGCUGAUCGCUGCAUUUCUAAUCGUUGCCGGCGCCGACGUUGACGAGCCGACAACUGACGGCGAUACAGCAUUGAUGAGAAGUAUCAAAUGUGGUUUUUCGGAACAGUUCGCGAGGCUCGUUAUUCACAUGAAGGUUCGCAUCAAUUCAAUCGAUAAUAAUGGACGAUCAGCACUUCACUUUUCCGCUGCCUCAGAUGUUCUCGAGGACGAGACACUACCGACUCUCAUAAACGCCGGCGCAGAUAUCAACCUUGUCGAUUAUGAGGGGCACACGCCGCUGCAUGUCGCUAUACAACACGCCCACUGGUCUGCAGCGACGAAAUUGGUGCAGGCUGGAGCAGACCUCGAGGUCCGAUUGCCCGAUGGAAAAGCUGCACUGCACCUGACAAUAGCAAUGCGCAACCAAGAAUUUACUCAAGUGCUAAUAUCUCGUGGGGCGAACGUUGACCGUAAGCUUCGUGAGCAUACACCUUUGACAAUGGCCAUCAGCACUCGCUGCACUCCUAUCACAGCUGCACUACUGGAUAUGGGUGCAAAUCCCAAUUUACCAAGUAGGAACGGAAACACGCCUCUUCUCGCAGCAGCAGCUACCGGGCAUGAUGAAACGGUGAGAUAUCUUAUUGCCCAUGGUGCUGAUCCAACAGAAACUCACGGGCAGUCUGGAUACACACCCAUGCACAUGGCGGCGCACAAAGACAAACCUCAUAUCCUCCGACUCUUGGCUGAAUUAGAGGCACCUAUCGACGUUUUGGACAGAAAUGGUGAAACUCCUCUAUUGAUAGCUGCCAAGCUUGGUAAUAGCCAGAGUAUUCUUCGCUUGAUCAACCUGGGUGCCGAUAUCGAACGAGUAGGGCCAGAUGGCAUGAGUGUGCUUUCCCAUGCAGUCAAGAUGGGUGAUGUUGAUCUUGUCACUGCACUCCUAGAGCUAGGAGCUGGGAUGCAAAUGACAUCUAUGUUUCUUUCCAGAGGCAGCAGGGAGUACCUGGUCCCCGAGCCGCAGACGACCCCGAUCCAUGUGGCCGCUCAACACGCUCGGGAUGAGAUUCUACUCCGACUUGUAUCAUACGGGGCAUCUCUCGAGAGCACUAUCUUUCCUGGUCGGACUCCCUUAUCGGUUGCGGCAUCUCAUGGCCAUGUCUCGACAGUCCGGCUUCUUCUUCGACUAGGUGCGAAUACGCAGGCGUUGACUACACACGGCGAUACACUUCUUUUUGAAGCAUCAGCGAACCUAGCAACACUCAAAAUCCUGUUGCAACAGGGAAUUAAUGUUAAUCAUCAAAACGACCGGGGCGCAACCGCCCUCCAUUAUGCGGCUCUUCGUGGGCACAUAGGUGGUGUUCGAAUGUUACUUGAGAAGGGAGCUCGACAGUACCAUGCAAAUGCUGUAUGGGAUGUACGGGAAGAUAGGGAUGGCGCAGGAGGCUAUCGACAGGGAACGCCGGCUGGUAUGGCUAUGCAAAGAGGCUUAGACAACAUCGCGGAGUUCAUUGAGGGAUGGAAAUACAAUUGA
Molecule: messenger RNA, 2301 nt
Organism: Fusarium pseudograminearum CS3096
Lineage: Eukaryota; Fungi; Ascomycota; Sordariomycetes; Hypocreales; Nectriaceae
Exons: 2
Coding region: 1-2301 (766 amino acids)
Cellular component (GO): cytoplasm
Molecular function (GO): protein binding
Source: RefSeq, a predicted model, not a curated record